UCGAGGAGCUCAGGACAGCACGAGGUCUCCCACAGAGCCCCCCCCCCCCAGUGAGGGUUGAGGGGGUUCUAGGGGAGGCUGCAAUCUGGUGGGGAGCGGGGGGUUCCAGGGCAUCUUGAAUGAAUGGACACAUUGCCUUCUGGACAGACAGCCGCAGCCGAAGAAGAACGGUGUGACCGUGACCUCGAGAAAGAAGUCUGGCAACAGGGGGCCCCCUGCACAGCCUACAGUGGCCCGAAGUCCAGGGGAGCCCCUGGGAAGACCUAGGCGGAGACCAGCCACAAGAGCCUGCGGCCAGAGGUGGUUGCCACGGACAUGUCCUGGGUCCUGAAUGAGACGCCUGGUGUCCUUGUCACCCUCACUGAACUGGUGUUUCUAGCUGAGCCCAGGCACUGACUGGCCAAGGACCCCCAUCGGAGAGCCUCGGACACCCUAACAGUGAACGAGAAUGGGGGACGAGGAUUACAACACCUCCCUCACCUACGAUGAUGAGUACUUGGAUGAUUUUGACCCCAUCAUGGUUUUGGAUGAGUCUUCUCCCCUGGAAGGCAAGGUGGCCAGGAUCUUCCUGGUGGUGGUCUACAGCAUCGUCUGCUUCCUCGGGAUCCUGGGCAAUGGGCUGGUGAUUGUCAUCGCUACCUUCAAGAUGAAGAAGACGGUGAACGCAGUCUGGUUCCUCAACCUGGCUGUGGCGGACUUCCUGUUCAACAUCUUCCUCCCAAUCCACAUCGCCUACGCCGCCAUGGACUACCACUGGGUUUUUGGGACGGCCAUGUGCAAGAUCAGCAACUUCCUGCUCAUCCACAACAUGUACACCAGCGUCUUCCUGCUGACCGCCAUCAGCUUCGACCGCUGCAUCUCCGUGCUCCUCCCCGUCUGGUCCCAGAACCACCGCAGCGUGCGGCUGGCCUCCGUGGCCUGCGCGCUUAUCUGGGUCCUGGCUUUCUUCCUGAGCUCCCCAUCCCUCAUCUUCCGGGACACAGCCCUCGUGCAUGAGAAAAUAUCCUGCUUUAACAACUUCAGCCUGUCUGCGUCCGGCUCCGCGCCGUGGCCUGCCCACUCCCGCCUGGACCCCGUGGGCUUCAGCCGGCACAUGGUGGUGACCGUCACCCGCUUCCUCUGUGGCUUCCUGGUCCCCGUGCUCAUCAUCACAGCCUGCUACUUCACCAUCGUCUGCAAGCUGCGGCGCAACCGCCUGGCCAAGACCAGGAAACCCUUCAAGGUCAUCGUGACCAUCAUAACCACCUUCUUCCUCUGCUGGUGCCCCUACCACAUGCUCUACCUGCUGGAGCUACACCAUGCCGCCAUGCCCGGCUCUGUCUUCAGCCUGGGUUUGCCCCUGGCCACGGCCAUUGCCAUUGCCAACAGCUGCAUGAACCCCAUUCUCUAUGUCUUCAUGGGCCAGGACUUCAAGAAGUUCAAGGUGGCCCUCUUCUCCCGCUUGGUCAAUGCUCUGAGCGAGGACACGGUCCACUCCUCCUACCCCAGCCACAGGAGCUUUACCAAGAUGUCAUCGAUGAAUGACAGGGAGACCAGCAUGCUUUGAAGCUCUGCUGGGAACCCCCGAUGGACAGACAUUCCAGCCUUGAAGGCCCAAAGCUCUGGCUUCUUAAGACCAGGGCAGAAACAUCUUCAAUAUCCACCCAUGCCCACUGUAGUCUGCAGGGGGCUGACCAGUGUUUUGAGCUGGGAGUCCAGGGCUUCGAACUCCUUUCUUCAAGAGGCAAGGUGGACAGGGUAUGCCAUGACGCUCUCCAACUUACACCAGCAUCCCAUUCUUCUCAGGAGACCAGCCUUGGCCAACACAAAGCAAAAACAGGAGAAUUCUCAAAGUCACUGCCAUGAACUGGGAUGAGAAUAAGACAGAGGGAUAAAGCUACCUACUGUGUGCUCCCCUGGAAUGUCAAACACUCUGCAGGGUGUCUUCUCCUGGUAGGAGCAAGGGGAGGUCAGAGCAGACUCUAUGUGAUGCCAAUCACACCUCAGCCCAUUUGCCUCUAUCACCAACCAGCCAGAAAUCCCACCACCUACACCAUUGCUCUGGUCGGGAAAGUGAAGAUGCACAGGUUACCAGGGAGGGAGGGGAAAGGGACAUACGAGCUCGUGCAUGGCCAGAACCAUGGAUUUGGCUUUCAGAUCAGCUGGGAACACAGAGAACAGGUCCUGAGAGGCCUUGUGGGCUCUCCAUGAAGGCAAGACACGUGGGGCCACCAUAAGGACUUGGGGCCUGGGGAAGCAGAGGAGGGAGAGGACUAAGGCCCUCAAAGGAGGCAGCAUGCAGGUGCUCACCUUAGAACUUCCCAGGGUCAUGGUGCUUUGGGACACAGCUAUUUCGGGGAUCGGGGUGGUGCCAGCCCCUCCCCGCUAGCCCUGCUCUCAUCUGGCAUUUGUCGCCUCAGGGCUGGGUCACAGCGGUCAGCAACACCUGUAGCUUCCACCCCAUCAUGGGGACUGUCCCUUCCCUGGUCCGCUGACUCUGGCUACAAGUGCUCAGAAUAAAACUCUCCAGGGCGGAGGCCCAGAGAAGGAGGGCCUCUCUUGCUCCUCAGCUUCCUCAAAGCCUUGCUCAAACCAGCUUCGGGAAUCAACCUGGGAGUUCCACGCAGGUUGAAGAGCGUGUCCCAGUGCUCAGUCUCUGAACUCAGCAGGGCCUGGAGACUGACGCCUUGUGCUGUGCCCCUGAGAUGCAGGCCGUGGGGUGCUGCAGGCGUGGAGCCUCUCCUGGUGCAGCCCUGUUGCCUUUUCUCAACUAGGACCAAUACCCUCCUAUGCCAGGGUGUCACUGUCCCAUAUACAAAUGACAAAGCUGAGGGUCAGUUGGAGGGGGGGAGGAUGGGAAGUAAGUAACUCACUCAGAGACUCGCAGUAGAAGCAGAGUUAACAUGUGAACCCAGCUCUGUCUGGCUCCAGAACCUUUUUUGCUGUUGUUUUUUUUUUAAUGGCAAAUGUAUCUAUUGAGAAUAUUCUAGAAUGUCAUGAUAGCUUACAUUUAUUUAGCACCCCCUAUGCUAAACACUUUGAUGCGUUAUCUCAUUUAUUCCUCCCGGCAGCCCUGAGUUAGGUACAGUUAUUACUUCCUUUUUACAUAUGAGGUAUAGCUGAAGCUCAGAGAGGUUGAGUUACUUCCCUGAGGGCGUCCAGCUGAUCUCUGCCAGAACCUGGAUUUGAAACGAGGUCUGUCUGGCUCGAAUAAGGCUACAGAAUCAGGGUCUGAAGAGAAGCUUGGGGGUUUGACCAUAAAUAUUGAUUCCUCAGCAGAUUCUUAUAAAUAUCUUCAUGACUUAUAAUCCAGUUUUGCUAAUGGUUUUCCAAAAUGACCCAACAUGGCAAAGAAAGCACACUUGGCCUCUAGUUCCCCGACAUCCCUCCACAUGUGCCCACCAGGGUCUCCAUCUCCUGAACCCCCUGAGAGCUCCAGGGAAGGCAGUGGGGGUAAAGCAGCCAGGCCGGAGGCAGUCACUGGUGGGCCCGAGGCCGUGUAGCCUCCGAGUGUCCACAUCCUCUUCCCUUCCAAGUGCUGCUGUUGUGAAGCUGAUUCCCUGACAAGAUGCAACGAACAGAUGUAAUGUCUACACAGCUCUGGACAACUUCCCAAGGCCGUGAGCUGUUUGGUAAUCACACCUCAUUAAGAGACAGACUGUUCCUUCCCUCCUUGGGUCAUUGUGCUUAUGAUGAGGCAGCUCUGAAUUAACCCCAAGAAGGGCGACCAAUGGCUUUAAGAAAUCUGAGCUUGGACCAUCUGAGAGCAAAAAGGGAGCUUGAAAUAUUGCCCGGUGCCCCUUGUCACCCCCUCCCCAACUUCACAGGUAAAGCAAGUAAGGCACAAGACAGUGUAGGACAGGUUCCAGGCCCCAGAGACGGUCAUCAGCCACUCAGGCUCUGAUCCCCCGGGUGCUACUUGCUCUGGCUGGGUCCCCCACUCCUCCUGGGCUGCGUGCAGGCCAGGCCAGGUCCCGGAGCCAGGAAAUCAUUUUGUCGUUGGAGAAGUUGAUGAACAGGAGUGAAAUCCAAACCAGCUGUUUCCUCCUUGGGGUCAGGCCUCUUUCUGGCUGCCCCACCAGGAGUUUCCCAUUAAAUACUUAAAUGCAACCAUGAUAUCCUCCUGAAUCUUUUCCCUGCAGCUUCUUCCAAGGAUCUCACAGGUCAUUCAUACAAAAGUCCUGUGGUUCACUCCACAGGCAGCCAACGUGUUUUGUGCCUGAGAGGCCCCCUUUGGGGCCAGGACCAGGCCAAUGGGGUGUCAGUGCUGCUUCCUGGGUGGGGGGGGGCACUGAGGGCUCACGGGGAAGCAGGCAUAAAGACAAGAAGUGAAGGUGGUGUUUGGGAGGCCGGAGAGCAGGAAGCACAGAGGAAAUGCAGAAUAGAGAGAAAGCAAAAGAGUCUGGCAUUUAUUAAGCAUCUACUGUGUGUCAGGUGCUCACAAUCUCAUCAGACCCCAAAAUGAGAAGAGGACCAGCAGAGCCACAUGGGUGAUGCAGAAAGGGAGGCUGGGAUUGCAGACCCCACCUGUUCAGGGUCACACAGCUAGUAAACGGCAGAGCCGGGCUUUGAACCCGUGCAGCUGCCUGAGCUCCCUGCUUCUUCAGCCUGUGGGAGGAAGGAGAGAGAAAGGGAUGGGAUGGGGGGGAGAGGGAGCAAAAGGAUGGAGGAGGGUCUCAGGAGGGGACAGUGACCUGGAUGUGGUGUUGGCUGAAGUCAGAGGAAAGAGUCUGGCUUAAACCUACCCCUGAAGUCAGCUCUGGAGGGCACAGGGACCAGGCUGGGUGGAGAGGAGGGAAUCCAACAGUGAGAGCCAUGAGGGCCUUUCCCUUCCACAGAUGAGGGAACCGAGAGCUGCCCUUUGCUGCAAACAGAGUUGGUAUUUGCUUGGAUGGAGGUGGCCCCUGAUUCCCCAGCCCUUCCCUCUCCUGUUCCUCCCUGGUAUGCUGUGCUCUGGCUGGAGCCAGGGUGCCCUGGUCCUGUGGCUGCCAAACCCUGGAUUUGGAAAAUUGCUGCUGCGGGUGGUACCCAGGACCAGGGGGAACCACGAAGCCACUUAUCCAACCAUGAAAUAACUCAGGAGGGGGCUUGCUUGCUUUCUCCCUUUGAGGGCAAAGUUGCUUUUGAAUAAAGAGACUGAGGCAAGAGUGGGGCUCCAUGCCAGAUGUUCCUGCCCCCCAAAACACUCUUGCCUUCCUCAUUCACCUCACAGAGCAGCAGGUGAGGCUCAGAGACAUGUAGUGCGCUAUCCAAAGUCACACAGCAGUGUUGUGAGGCAGCAGGAGGAAGCCCAAAAUUCCCUACCAUUCUCCAAAUUUAGGACAUCAAAGAAUCUGCAUUUUAAAAAGCAUUCCCUUCACUUAUCUCAAUUUCUUAGCAACCGAAGGGAGUAGAUUGUUAGUAACUGGCUCAAGAUAGCAUCCACCCAUUCACACCAACAUGCAUCCACUCACCCACCCACCCACCCAACAACCAUCCACCUACCCAUCCGAUUUACAUAAUGAUUCUAUAUCCACCCAUUCAUCUAUUCCAUAAAAAUCUAUUUAAUACCUUCUGUUUGCCAGGCCCCGUGGUGGGCACUGGGAAUGCAAGGAUGAUCAGGGCAUGCACAGUCUCUGUCCUUAAGAGCUCAUUCAUUGCUUAGUGGGAGAGACAGCCAAUAAUUUUUUUAAAACCACACCCUCGAUGGGAAACCACUACACUAAGCCCCACAUAUUAUAGAGAGAUCUGACCCUGUCCAAAGACCAGGGAAACCUCCUCGGGCAAGCAACGCUUGAGUUGAGAUGUGUAGCACAGGUAGGUGCUGAUUCAAUGGUGGGCAGUGGGGAGGGGUGCCAGAGAGGGUGUUCCAGGGGGUGGGAACAGCAUGGAAGGGGACAGUGAUGGCGAGGGACUGAAGGGGGUUGGGGCCGCAGCAGAGGGUGUAGGAAGAGCACAGAGCAGACAGGAUGAAGAGGAGGGCAGCAGAGGCCACGUGCAGGGCAGCGACCUGCUCAGAUCCGCAUGUUGCAAUGAUGCCCAAUGCGGGGGCGGGGGGGGGGUGCUGCUCUGGGCAGGACAGGCUGGGGCAGGGGAGAAGGGGAAGCCAGGAGGCUGGGGCAGCUCCAGGUGAGUGCAGUGGGAGCAGAGGUAGAGCUCAAGAGAAGUGGACUAUCCUAGAGAUGCUUACAGGCUACCCAAGCUUUCUCAGGGGAGCGGUUAGCGGGAAGCCAACCCAGGGCCAUUUCAGCUGCACAAAGGCCUCGGUGCAUUGCUUUAUUGAUGGAAAUUAAUUGUAAAUAUUAUUCAAAUUUACCUCCCAAUGCACAAUUACAUUUCUCAGGGGAGUCCUCUGAGCACAUAAUAAAGCCCUAUAAAUAAUACAUAUAUUAACCUAAGAAGAUCAGAGGCACAUUAAUGCUGCACUUUGCGGGUGGUGGCUGUGGGGAAUUUAUGCAGACAAGACUCUGAGUGCUUGGACUAGGGUUUGACUUUGGAGGUCACCCGAGUUCUGUCCUGGGGAUCUUCCAGAAGUCUCUUUCCACCCCACCCGCCCCCGCCACUGCCCCCUGGAAGGCUGCCAGCUAUUGCUCUAGAGUCCUGGCCAACCGGCAGGAGGGGGCAAAGAGAAAAGGUGGUAAAGGAUGGAAGAAGCACAGGUGUAUAGGAUGCUUACUUUGUGCCCAAAGCUUCAAGAAAGCAAUACUCACAAUAAUAAUAGGUCAUAUUAAUGGAGCAUGCCCAGGGGUUGGGUAUCUUCCAAGUGUUUUGGUUGUAUUAACUCGAUGAAUCCUUAUGACCACCUUUGUGGUAGGAGCCGUUCCUCUCCCCACUUCCAAAUGAGGAAAUGAAGGUUCAGAGAGGUGUGAUGUCUUUCCUGGCGUCACACAGCUAGUAAGUGACAGAGCUAGGAUUCAAACCCAAGUGUGUUUGACUCGAAAGCAACUUGCAAACACAAACUAUCCUCUAAUGAGAUCCCUCCCUGGAGAGAGGAAGGCAAGCAUAUGCUCCCCAUCCAGUGUUAGAUCUUAAGGAGGUGGGAGUGGGGGGAUUUGACGGAUUGCUUUUUCCUCUCGGAGGAAGGAAAUGGUGUCUGGAUGGGCUUGUCAUUUCCUCACAGCCCCGGGAAUCUUAAAAGCCACAUCCCUUCUCAUCCCCCACCCUCCCGCCAUUUACAGAUGGUGAAACUGAGGCUCUUUGCAGAUCGGAGCAGAACCUCCCAGCUCACUCACUGCUGGGAUGCGAGAUCCCAUACCACCCACUAUUCUAGAGACCUGGGCAUUCACUGAGCUACUCUUUUCAUAGUUUGGUGCUAAUCUACCCUGAAACUACCCCUGCCCAGGAUCUGAGGGGCACUGGGGGCAUUUCCAGCAGGAUCCUGUAAAGGGAAGGCAGGAGGCCUUGGAAAACCCUGGUACAAGGCAGAGACAUGCCAUGUUUGGGGCAUAAAUGUUAUCCCUCACAGUCGUCCUACAGAUGGGUGACAAUGCUAUCUGGAUCUAGGUGGUAGUGGUUGUGAUGUGGCUAUCUUUAUACAUCAAACCUCAUUUGUCUAUACAUAUAUGAUUACUGCACUUUACUGCAGUAAGUUAUGCCUUAAUAAAAGUAUUUUGAAAAGUAAAUUCUUAAAUAAAAUUUAAAAUUCAUGAAUUAGCUCACAGUGUCUGCAGGAGUGGCUCCCCACCUCCUUUGGUGGUCUGGACAGAAUCAAGUCUGGGGGCUUCAAUCUGAUUCAAGAGAACAACUCAGAGGGAAGUAGAAAGGCAGCACCUCAGGAAGGACUCCCAGGGGUCACCCCAGCCCUGUCGCCUGACUCAACGGGCUUUUGAUGGCUAUGACACAGGGUCACGUGGGCUCAGGUGUCAGAAUGCUCAGGCUUGGAUCCCAGCUCCACCACUUACAUCAGCUAGGGUUAAUGCCUUAUGACUUGGACAAGAAGCUCAACAUCUCCAAAGCUUCCAUUUUCUCAUCUGUAAGAUGGGUAUAAGAAGAAUCUGGAGCUCACAAGGCUGUCAUGAGGAUUCAGUGAGAUGUUGCACAUAAGCACUUAGCAGGUGUAGGGCUCGCAUACAUCACCCACUUUCAUAUGGAAGUACAUCAGCCUCCCCACUGGUCUCCACGCUUCUAGCCUCACUCCCCAUGACCCACGCUCCAUGAAGCAGCCAGAGUGAGCUUCCAUCACAGAGCACAGCAAGCCAAACCCCUUAACAGGGGCUUACAAAGCCCUAGAGGCUCGGCACUGCCUCCUCCAUCCUCAGCAUCUACUGCUCCCGACCCAGGCAUCCCGCCCUGCCUUUGCAUUGGCUGUUCCCAGACUGCUGAUGGCAUGGCCGGAUCCCCCUCCUCCUUCAGGUCCCAGCUUCUCCUGAGUGAGCCCUUUCCUGAGCCCUCCCUGCAGGUAAAGCAGCCCCAUCCCUAUUCACUACCAGACCCCCUUUUCCAUCCAUUACACUACUUCCUGCCAUCUGGACGUUUAUGUAUUUGUGUUAGCUGCCUUAAGUCUGUCCCUCUGUGGGGCCGGGAGCUCCAUCAGGGUGGAGGAGCCCUUGUCUGUCUGGUGCCCCUCUGUAUCCUCGGCACCCAGAGCGGUGCUCAGCCCAGGAACGGUGCUCAUGAUCCUUUGUUGGGCACAUGGAGAAAUUACCAUAAGCUAACAUUGGUUUUCUCAAAUCAUCAUCAUCAUCAUUGAGUUUAAAGACGAUCACUAUUUGCAGUACACAGUUUCCAAAGUGUUCUCACACUUUUUUUCCUAUCCUGAUGAAAUGUGUGGGAGAAGACAAUCCCCCGUUUAACAGAUGUGGAUACUGAGGCCCCAGCUCACUUGGUUCAGACGUGGAAAAGCCACUAUGGAGCUCCUGCCCUGGUACCAUCAGAAGCACUCCCAAACCAAGGAGGUUUCCAUUCAGUGCUUUUAUCUCCCCUGGCCUUUUUCCCCUUUCCUCUUUGUCUGAUUAAUUGCAGCCUGAAAAUAAAGGAACCAGAUGCCUCCCCACCCACCACACGCCCCUGCAUUGUUUUGUAGUUCUUUUCCGGACCAGGACUCUGUUAAGGAUUUGGCUGGUAGGACCGUGACCACAAACUUCCUGUGUUUAUCUUUCCACUUAGAAAUCCUGGAGGGAGCAAGGAACUGGGUGCCAGGUCUGUGGUGGGCACUGGGCGAUGCUAAGGGCAGAAAGUCCAGUGACACCUGAUGCCCGAAUACCCCCACAACCCAGAUGCCUAGUUCUGGGAGAGGUGGACCCCAGGAUUAUCUUUUCCAUGGUUCCCACUGUGCAGAUGUUUGGCACCCAUACAGCAAAUAUCUGGAUAACUGAAUGAGUUUCUGGUUGGCUCCCAGAUGUUGGAGCUGUGGACCAAGGUCACAUACACAUGGGGAGCUGGGAAAGGGUGGAGUUUCAGCCGUGGCUGGUGGGUGGUAACAGCUGGUGAGUUUCUAGUUGAUGGCAAGCAGUUUGCUAUGCACCGGUGAUGGCCCAGAAUUGAUUGGGAAGGAAUGAUGUGUGAUGGCCUUUCAGGCACAGUGACAAGCAGCCAGAAGCGAUGUCACAUCCAUCAUCUUGUUUCAUCCUCCAUAAAAACCUGCUGGGUAAAACCAUCUUCACUUUAGAGACAAAGAUGCUGAAGUUCAAAGGGGUUGAAGACAUUUCCCAAACCCACACUGAUAGCCUCACAUUGAUUUUUAUUGAGCAUCUGCUAUGUGCCAGGGACUGUGCUGGGUUCUGGGGAUACAUCAGUAGUCACUGCCCUAAUGUUCACAAAACUUAUGACAUAUUAGUAAGUAUAAGAGCUAGGAUUGGAACCCACAUCUGGGUUGCCUUGUGGCUUCUUAUGCUCCUCCACUAGGUAUGCUGCUUUUUGAGUUAUAGAACCUAGGUGCAGAGCAAUCAGUACAGAAUGGAGAGAAGGGCUUUCUGUUGUAACGCCUCAAACCUCUCGGGAAUUAGAGAGAGAAAACUCACAUCUUGGCUGGGAAUUGAGAUCGAUUCUGGGAACCAGGAUGCAGCUGUCAGCAACUGCUCUCCCCUCCCUGACUCCUCAAAAUAGGACAGUGAUUGAUCCCCACAGCUCUUUGCCUCCUUUGAAAGACCAGCAGGGAGACAGCAAUGCUUAACCCAAGACAAUGGCAUGCUCAAGGUGGAAUUGCAGGAACCGGGCAGAUUGGCAGAACAAGAAAUUUGGAAUGGAGGGGGUUCCAUGGUCGCCUUCCAGACUCACUAUAGGAUCAAUAGGUUUUUAAUCUGAAAUGUCACCUUUUCUAGAUCCUGGAUUGUAACCGUCGCCUUGAUCCCCUGGCCACGGCAUCUUUAAGGAUGCAGAUAGAUCAAUGGAAACGGCUUAUUUAAUCUUAAUAUGGCAGAUGAUCAUGCCCUUGCAGUCAGUUGAGCCAAACCCCUGCCCAGGGGAGGGAAGUUAGUCCCACAUCCAUUGGAGGUGAGCCAGGGCAAGAACCCAGUAGUCCCCAUGCCCAGUGAUUUUGUUCCUUGCUCUCACACGUGACCAUAUGCGCCCUUUAACAGCUUGGUCUUUUGUCACAUUUUGGUUCAGACACAUCAAUUCCUGUAAACUUGAGAAGGAGAGAAACAAAAUCAGUGUAUCUGGUUUUCUGUAUAUACAAAUAACACAAAUAAAAGUCCUAAUAAUCCA
Messenger RNA from Nyctereutes procyonoides (raccoon dog), 10602 nucleotides. RefSeq names its product chemerin chemokine-like receptor 1 (gene CMKLR1). Gene Ontology annotation, molecular function: complement receptor activity; G protein-coupled receptor activity. The transcript is spliced from 4 exons. The record is from RefSeq and is a predicted model, not a curated record. NCBI's taxonomy places the organism in Eukaryota, Metazoa, Chordata, Mammalia, Carnivora, Canidae. Gene Ontology annotation, cellular component: plasma membrane. Gene Ontology annotation, biological process: positive regulation of cytosolic calcium ion concentration; chemotaxis; phospholipase C-activating G protein-coupled receptor signaling pathway. Bases 449 to 1546 code for a protein of 365 amino acids.